CAAACUUUGAAGAAGACUAGUAUUGCAUUCAUCACUACGAGUGAGCUUGAAAAGAUGGCAGCUGGCCUUAGUGAUAUUGAAGGAGCAUGUAUAGAAGUUGGAUGGCUCAAAGAGAGGCUCGUUGAGAUUUACGAAGCAAAGAAAGCUAUCCCUAUGCUUGGGCCAUCAUCCGAAUUGAGAAAGACUCAAACUGAACGGAAAUUCAAGAUUCAGUGUACAAAAGCACUUGUGGAAGAGUACAAGAGAGAGAUUGUUAUUAGAGAGGAAGAACUUCGCAAUUUAGAGGAAAAGUUGCGCAUGGCUGAGAGUGUACUUUCUGUUGACGAAGAGGAGGCUACGACAGCAGAAAUGGUGAUUGGUGAGUACAAGGACAAGUUGAGGCGCAUUGUGGAGUUAGGCUCCUUGCAUUGUGGUCUAGUAUGAUUGUUACUUUCGACAAACAGUCACAUUCGGGGUCUACACUCCGAGGAUUGCGCCUUAUGCGAGGAAUUUGAUGUGGUUCGUGAGCAAUGGACUAAGUUUUUUACCAACAAGUAUUUAUUAUUGGCUUUAGCGCGCUUGAUCGAGUUGGUUUAGUUGUUAUAGAAUAAAUUUUAUAUUAAAAUGUAUGUUUAUGUUGAAAUUGGGACAUAUAUUUAAAUGUAAUAUGUGCACUUUGG
Spinacia oleracea (spinach) is the source of this 659-nucleotide messenger RNA. RefSeq lists its product as uncharacterized. The transcript is spliced from 2 exons. The record is from RefSeq and is a predicted model, not a curated record. Lineage: Eukaryota; Viridiplantae; Streptophyta; Magnoliopsida; Caryophyllales; Amaranthaceae. The coding region runs from base 55 to 423 and encodes 122 amino acids.